AGUAAUAAUAUUUUCUCUGUUUAAAUUACGUGCUUUAUUAUUCACACUUUCACUUUUGUUCUUAGACAUGGCAGCAGCCAGCAGCCAUCUCUCUGAAGAUCAGUUUCUGUGCUCCAUCUGUCUGGAUGUGUUCACUGAUCCAGUCACCAUACCAUGUGGACACAACUUCUGCAAGACCUGCAUCACAGAACACUGGAAUAUUAAUGUCCAAUGCCUGUGUCCCAUGUGUAAUAAACGUUUUCACAGAAGACCUGAGCUAUAUGUCAACACUUUCAUAUCUGAGAUGGCUGCUCAGUUCAGACAGUCCCGUGUAAAGGAAAUCACCAGAAGCUCAGAGCAGCAACGAGCCAAACCAGGAGAUGUUGUCUGUGACGUCUGCACUGAAACCAAACUGAAGGCCCUGAAGUCCUGCCUGGUGUGUCUGGCCUCCUACUGUGAGACUCAUCUGGAGCCUCAUCAGAGAAUCCCAGGCCUGAAGAGACAUAAGCUGAUAGAUCCUGUGAAGAACCUGGAAGGCAGGAUGUGUAAGAAGCAUGAUAGACCUCUGGAGCUGUUUUGUAAAGCUGACCAGAUAUGUGUGUGUCAGUUCUGCACAGAGUCAGAUCACAAGAGACAUCAUAUUGUUUCUUUGAAAGAUGAAUAUGAAGAAAGGAAAGCAAAAUUUAGGAUGACAGAGACUAAAAUUCAGCAGAUGAUUCACGAGAGACAAUUAAAGAUUCAGGAGCUCAAACACUCAGAGGAGCUCAGCGAGAUAGAAACCGAUAGAGAGCUAACAGACAGUGUGCAGGUUUUUUCUAAUAUAACACAGUUUGUCGAAGAAGGUCUGGUUCAGCUCUUUGACUUGUUUGAACAGAAGAGAAAAACAACAGAGAAGCGGGCUAAAGGCUUCAUCAAAGAGGUAGAAAUGGAGAUCUCUGAGCUGAUGAAGAGAAGCUCUGAACUGGCGCAGCUCUCGAGCACAGAGGACCACCUCUACCUCCUCCAAAGCUUCCCAUCUUUGAACACUGUUCCUCCCACCAAGGACUGGACAGAGGUCAGAGUUCACUCAUCGUAUGAGGGGACAGUGAGGAGAGCUGUGGCUAAGCUGGGGAAGACACUCCGUAAAGAGAUGAAGAAACUGCUUGAGGCUGAACUGAAGAGCGUCCAGCAGUAUGCAGUGAAUGUGACUCUCAAUCCAGAAACAGCUUAUCCUAAACUCAUCCUGUCUGGCGAUUGCAAACGAGUAACUCAUGGUGAUGUACGACAGAAUCUUCCAGACAACCCAGAGAGAUUUACCUCGUGUUGUGGUGUGUUAGGAAAUCAAAGUUUCUCUUCAGAAAGAUUUUACUAUGAGGUUAUGGUUAAAGAGAAGACUGACUGGACUUUAGGAGUAGCCAGAGAGUCAGUAAACAGGAAGGGAGAAAUUAAAGUUUGCCCCAGAAAUGGAUACUGGACUGUGUGGUUGAGAAAUGGAAAUGUAUAUCAUGCUAACACCAGCCCUCCUGUCUGUCUCUCACUGAAGUCUAAACCUCAGAAGGUGGGAGUGUUUGUGGAUUAUGAGGAAGGUCUGGUCUCUUUUUAUGAUGUAGAUGCUGCAGAUCUUAUCUUCUCCUUUACUGGCUGUAAAUUCACAGAGAAACUCUAUCCGUACUUCAGUCCAUGUCUCAAUGAUGGUGGUAGAAACUCUGCCCCUCUGAUAAUCUCUCCUGUCAUUAACACGUAUUUGACUAAUGAAUAGAUUUUCUAAAGAACUUACUUGAAUGCUGUAAAUGUAAUAUUCUAUUUCUGCCAAUAGAUCCUGCUUAAUGUUAGACACUGGACUCUUUGAAUAAAUCAAAAGAAGCAGACACGCAGUUGUGUUGACACAGUGUCUCAGGAACGUAUAAAGCACGUGUGCAACAACAUAUUUCUCCAGCAGGCCUGUUCUAGAAUUCAAGGUAGCAUCUUUGAACAUUAGCAGGAAUAGUUUCCAUGUUAGCGACAGGACAUGUAGUUUAGAAGUAGCUUGAUAGCAUUAUAUUUUGGGAUUUGGUUGCUAGUAGAACUUGGUAUUAAUAUGAGCAUUUAUUUGAUAGAAGCCCAUGUAAAAGGAAGGCUGCAGUAUUAGUGAGUGUUUUGCAUAAAUUAACAAUGAGAGGGUGGCUAGACAGCUAAGUGCUGCAGUGUGGCUGGGUCUCUUAAGAUUGGAAACGGGGGGAGAGGGGCUUGCCAUGAUGUUGGAAUAGACUAUUGUGCCUUCCUGAAAUGUCAUAGUCCUAAAUUAACAAAACACAGAUGAAGGCGGGUUCAUACUGUCAAUGGGGUGCCAUCCUCAUUCACCCAGAAAGCAAGAGUCAUGAGGUGGUGAAUGUCUCGAUGGUGAAGACGACGUCCUGUGUCUCACUUGGCGACACCUGACGUUGUUCGAUGUCCUGCUGGAUCCAUAUUAUUCACAUAUAUUUGAUAAUCUUCAUGUAUCAGAUAUUGUGUCAUCAGUAUUUGUAUAUAUAUGAUUUUGUUUGUUUGUGUGUCUAUGCCACAUCUGUUGCAUAUCUGUCUGUCCUGGGAGGAGGGAUCCCUCCUCUGUGACUCUUCCUGAGGUUUCAUUAUCCAUUAAUUAAUUCAAGUCAAGUUCAAUCACAUCUACUCUGAUAACUGCAAUUCUUUUUUACAGAAUAAAUAUAUAAUCAAGAACGAGAAGCACUCGUGGCAACAACUCUGUGAUAAAUUAAAAUGUUUUUUAUUACUGUAUCAGUAUUGUACAUAUAUAUAAUUGCAGUGUUGUCUAGUGUCUAUUAAGUGUUGGAUGGACACAUUUUCUGAAGAGCCUUUUAUGAAUUGGACAAAAUUUUGCAUUGUUUUUACAUUGAAAGAAUGUCAUGUAAUAAAAGUGAAAAGAUUUGGGUGAA
Molecule: messenger RNA, 2867 nt
Organism: Dicentrarchus labrax (European seabass)
Lineage: Eukaryota; Metazoa; Chordata; Actinopteri; Moronidae
Product: E3 ubiquitin-protein ligase TRIM39-like
Exons: 1
Coding region: 68-1717 (549 amino acids)
Molecular function (GO): zinc ion binding; protein binding
Source: RefSeq, a predicted model, not a curated record